This is a messenger RNA of Plutella xylostella (diamondback moth), 726 nucleotides long. RefSeq lists its product as uncharacterized. NCBI's taxonomy places the organism in Eukaryota, Metazoa, Arthropoda, Insecta, Lepidoptera, Plutellidae. The record is from RefSeq and is a predicted model, not a curated record. Gene Ontology annotation, biological process: mitochondrial respiratory chain complex I assembly. Gene Ontology annotation, cellular component: mitochondrion.
AUUAUUGCCAUGUUGAAAAAUUCAAGGGAAGAUCAUUGUUGUUCACAUGAUCAAAAUAGAUUUUUUCUCCAAAUUUGUGUAAAAAGAGUAAUUCUAAAAAUAUAUGUCGAAAGAUCCAUGUAAAAAAUUCGCCUGUGGUAUCCAGAAAUGCCUUGUUGAACAAGGAUACCAAGAGGCCCGCUGCGCGUCCGUAUUCGAAGCUAUGCGCCAGUGCUGCAUCCGCCACAAGCCGCGCUCGCUCGUCUGUGAGGGGUAUAGUCUGGAGCCGCGAGUCUUCGCGCCGGUCACUGACAGGCCUGACAAGGAAUAAUGGACCCUCGUGAUCCGCGCCGCAGUAAAACUCUAGGUCAACGCAGCUGGAUCUACCGCUACCCGAAGACUUUCCAACUCACAUUCACCACCCUCGGAGUGGCCAUAUUCUUCUCCAAACCCAUCUACGACAUCUUCAUCGCGCCCCGAGAGGAAAUCGACUUCAGCGAACCCCCUACCACCUUUAUCUACAACCAGAAAACCGUUGAGAACUAAAUAAUGGAAGCUGUCAAAAAAGCCAAAGAAAGAUUCGCGAAGUAUCCUGUGGUUUUCGCCAAGUGUUCCAAACAAGCCACCUUGUAUGCCCGGUGUGUUUUGCUAAACGAGGACGUUAAGAAAUCCGAGUGUGAAAAGGAAUUUGUAGAGUUUAAAUCGUGUCUGCAAUCCGCUGCUAAAGGACUUAAAACUCGUCUUUAA